CUGCAAAGUCAUCAUCGAUUCCGCAUAAUCAACGCACACUCGAGCUAGUCAUCGUGUUUGCGAUAUGAGCAAACGUGCGGCAGCGCCGACUUCGGCAGCACCUCCGUUGCCUCCCGGGCCGCAGCCGACGCCGGACCAGCAGGCUGUCAUUAACGCAGCGUGGCAGACUUAUUAUGCACAGAAUGGUGUAGCUCCAGCGACACCAUCGACCGCGGGAGCCUCUCAACCCAACGCUGCUCAGUAUGCGAAUUACGGGUAUGGGGCCGGGGCGCCUAUCAGUAACAUGGCAGCUACACCAGCGAGCGCUACGUUCCCACCAUCAGCUGGUAUGCAACAGGCGUAUCCUGCUCAGUAUAUGGUCCCUCAACAACCGUACGCCGGCUCGCCAGCCGGGUAUAUGCCUCAACAACCUCCCCAAGUCAUGCAAUACCCUCAUCAUCCUGCCCCGAUGUACGCACAACCUCAGCCCCAGAUGAUGCCCAUGCAGCCGGUCAUGGCUAUGGGUCCUGGACAACCUCAAGGGAUGAUGAUGCCCCAACAACCUCAACAGUGGGGUCAGCAUCCGCAACAGCAUCAGCCUCAGGGACCUCAACCGAGGCAAGGUGGUGGAUUCCGACCGAGACCUGGACCUGGACCUGGCGGGCAAGGUCAACCCAGACCUGGGUUUGCGGGGCCGGGACCGAUGAAUCCCGGCGGUGGUUUGGGUAUCGCUCAACCUAUGGCUCAGGCUCAACAGCCUCCACCUGGACAACAACAACCACAACCUCAAGCGGGGACAUCACAACCCGGUCCUCAACCCCAGACCUUCCGACCUACCCCUGGAGGAGGACAUUCUUCCCUUCCACGAGCUCCUUCCGGGAUCCCGACGAACCCUACUUUGAGGAACCGACCUGCUCACCCGUCGCUUCCACCCGGACCUGGACCUUCUGCUCAUCAUCAGCACCAACAUCCGCAGCAACAAGGUCCUCCGGCCAAACGACCCCGAACGGACGGUCCUUCUUCUGCCUACUCGCCUACACCGUCUAUGCGAUCUGUUGGUCCUGGUUCCGGACCAGGAGGAGCCGGACCCUCGGGACCUAGGGAUUUCGGAGGGAGGAGGGAUCAUGACGAUCAUCGGUACCGAGAUCGAAGGGACUAUGACCGGGAUCGCGAUCGAGAUCGGGAUCGUGAUAGGGAGAGGGACAGAGACAGGGAUAGAGACAGGGACAGGUUUGAGCGGAGGAGCGACUUCGGCGGGUCUCAGGAUGGUGGAUCUGGAGGUUAUCGUUCGGGGUUCCCGAUCGGUGGUGGCGGGCGUGGACGAGGCGGUCGGGGUGGCCUGAUGCCAAGGGAUAGGAGAGAUGGUCCAGGUCCGAGUGGGAGUGGUGGCGGUUCGAUAGCUGGGUCGUCGGAUUCGAGAUUCGCAGCCGGUGGUGCUGGUGCUGGUCGUGGAGGUCUGCGAGGUCGUGGUGUAGGAGGACCCGGUCGAGGAGGUGAUCCGGUCGUCGGCUCGAGAUUUGUUUCGGGUAACGGAGUCGCUGGAGCUCCGAAGGGUCCUAGCGGCCGAGGCACGGGGAUCCGAGGUCGAGGUGGUAACCUCUCGACGCGUGCGGGCGCUCGGGUGGUGGGCACUCGGAAUGUCCCCGUGGGUAAUACUAGCAUCAACAAACCCGGUUCGAACAAGGAUGGCACGGGCAAGAACGUCGUAGUAGAUACCGAGCGGGAAAAGGUAGCUAAAGAGGAGGCUCGGAAACGGACAUUGACGGAUUUCAGGAUCGUCGGACUGGAGAUCAAGUCGUUGGGAUGGAAGUGGGGCGUUGUCAGACCCGAUGCGGCCGAGGACGACGAGGACGAGGAAGAGGAGGCUGAUGAUGAGGCUGUUGUCGAGGGAGAUCAGCAGGCGGAACAGAAUGAGACUGAUCAGCUUCGUAAUGGGAUUGCCGAGGAGGAUGCUGUCGAGCGGGAUGUCAAGGCCGAACCGACUGACCCAUCGGACAUUCAGGUCGAGGUCGAGGUGAAAGUCGAGCAAGUACCCUCCGAGGCUACACAGGCAGCGCCGGUAGAGGCACAUGACAAAGAGGCCACAAACGAGGUUGAAGGAAUAUCUGCAGAGACUACCGACGCCGAGGUCGUCAAGGAAGAAUCAGACGAGCCUCAAGAAAUCAAGGACAAGGCGGACGUUUCCACCGUCGCAGCUGGUGUUGCAGGGUCGACCGUCGAGGGCAAACGUGGUGAAAAGAGAAAGGCCAAGAUGAGCAGUCCAGAUGCAGACGACGACGCGCUGAUCAUGUCCAAGAAACGCACUACCCACGGACCCAUCAUCCGCAAAGAGACCGUGGCGCCAUCAUCGUCUUCAUCACCGGAAAAGAACCGGUUCAGGAUCUACUUUGCUAGUCCUGUCGAAGACGCUGACGGUCCCAGUCUCAAGGCAUUGCAUGCGAUGGAGACUGUCGACGAGGACAAUGCUGAAGAGGAGCAGCGCGAUGAGAGUGAGGAAGAGGCAGAUGAUGACGAGGAGGAGGAGGAGCACCAGGCGGAGGAGGAAGACGAAGAACAUGAUGGCGAAGGGGACGAGGAGGGUCAGGAAGAGUAUUACGAGGCCGAAGGUCAAGACGGCGGUGAAGCCCAGGAUGAAGAGCAAGACCGAGAUCAAGCCGAUGAACAGCAGAAGGCUGACGAGGUCGAGGCCAAGGCCGAUUCCGCCGCCGAAAACCAGGCUGAGGGCGAUAUGAGCGGGGUCGUCGAAGAGGAAGAAGAAAACGAAGAGAACAAGCCGGCUGACGAGUCCGGCGUAGAACCCGGCGAGAUCGCAGAAACACCGUUGGAUGCAGAAGAGACGAAAGAGCAGGAUGUUACGAUGCGAGACCCUUCUGUACCUGUCCAGGUCGAGUCCGACUCUACUGCUGUGGUUAAGGACGACACGCCGGCUGAAAAGGCCGUCGAGUCUACCGAAGCUGUAAGCGCUUCACCUGCCGAUCCACCAGCACCAGCACCAGCGCCCGCGGAGGCCGAGUCGUCGAAACCGACCGAGCCUGCUGCCGACACCCCUGCCGAAUCCUCUUCCCGCGUACCUUCACCUACCAAGAAAGACCGUCAGAAACCACCUGUCGUCGCCCCCUUGGCGCCUCGGGAACCCUCGAGCCACCGAAUCGCCGAUGCCCGAUUCCGCCGCAGUCCUUCCUUGCCCGCCACCUCGAGUGACACUCCUCGACCGGAAUCCAACCGACUCUCCAUCCUGUACGCCAACGGGAAACGCAGGAUCUGUCUCGACUCCGCCAUCGUGGAGAGCGUCAAGAUCCACCGUAAAAAGGGGAGCAUCCAGGUUACUCUAGACGCUGGGGCCGUGAAACGCAAGUGGGAGCAGGAUAAACAGGUGGAGCAGAUCGUCAAGCGAAUCAAAGAGACCGAGGUCGCCGAUGACGAGGUUGGCGAGAAGGAAAAGAAGGAGAAAGAUGAUGGGGAGAUCGAGGUCGACGGUAAAAGUAAAGGCGACGAAAAGAAGGAGAAGGACGCGGUAACGAAAGAGGAUGUCAAACCGGAAGAGUGGAGUCUGACCAAAGGUAUCCUCGUCGAAGCGCUGGACGAGGAACACAACGUCUUUGGCCCAGUAAACGCCGAGACCUUGGCCAACAUCUGGGCCUCGAUGGACGUGUCGGCCGAGGAAGAAAAAAGUCCUCCUCUUCAUCGAUUGCUGGAAGAGCUUCAGUCCGGUACUCUCGGUGCCAGCAAGGAUGGUGAGGCCAACGGAACCGACGAUCAGACUGAGAACGAGGCUGGACCCGAUGGAGAGAACCCCGAUCAAAGCUCGCUCAAGCUCGAACUGACUGCCUACCUCGACAUGGACCGACCGUUGACCGAGCCUAAGUGGGUCAAGAGCGGGCACGUCGAGGAUUGGGUCAAGGGCGGUCAUCCUCACCAUCAUCAUCACCCGGCGGCGAAGGCUGGGAGAGGGUCUGAUGAGCCCGAUGAUGCGAGUUGGAGGAUGAAGUUGAAGGUCAUCGAUCCGGAUAUGCCACCUACCCUCGGUAGCGUCCUCGAAAACUGGGCGUUGGUCUCCAAAGUCGGGACCCUCAAGGACCGCCGCCGAUUCGCCAACGGCCACCUGACGAGCCUCAACAACAUGGUCCAGAUCCUCCUCCGCGCCGUUCGUGGAGAAUCCACCCCUCCCCUCACCCGGACCGCUCGAGCGUCUCUGCACGGACCCUUGAAGAACGCCAUUUCCCCCAAAGAUUUCUACUAUACCCGUCAAUCUCACACCUCGUUGGCGGUCAUGGCGAUAGUCAACCUCGUCAAGGAUUAUUCCUUCGGGAGCAAGGAGGCUAGGAAUGUCUUGGAGGACAAGAUCGGGAACGUGAUCAAGUCGAUGCCGCAUUCAAUCAUCUUUGCCUCGGUGGACGAUCUGUAUACAGACUGGGUCACGCAGGAGCCGAGAGGUGCGCCUGUAGGGCCCAGAGGGGCGUGAAGAGAGUAGACGGGUAGGUGUGGAAUGAUGGGUAAGUGAGCGAGUGUAUGGGAGUGUUGUCGAUUAGAUCGUUAUACGUAUACCUGUGAUUGUGAUCGUGUUCUGGAUAUUACUACUGUACAUGUGAAUAUACUCUCAAUUAUGCCGCCUUGCUCGAUCUCGCUGCGCGCUCUACUUGCUUGAACCGAACCUUGAUCUAUACGAUCUGUAGAUUGCUGUGAGUUGAAUGUUGGAAUCAGAUGGUAUAUGAGAUAUAGGAGGAUGUGUGGGAUAGGAGGAGGGAGGUCGCUUUUGCGCGACGCGACUGACUUCUGACGUGACGCGAUCUUUGAGAGAGAGAGCAAGACGCGACGCUAAGGGGGGGGGCAUGCUGAG
Filobasidium floriforme is the source of this 4816-nucleotide messenger RNA. RefSeq lists its product as uncharacterized. Bases 65 to 4441 code for a protein of 1458 amino acids. The record is from RefSeq and is a predicted model, not a curated record. Gene Ontology annotation, biological process: rRNA processing. The transcript is spliced from 5 exons. Gene Ontology annotation, cellular component: Mpp10 complex; small-subunit processome; nucleus. Lineage: Eukaryota; Fungi; Basidiomycota; Tremellomycetes; Filobasidiales; Filobasidiaceae.